UGGGACGACAUCAUUUGGAUUGACGUCGAUGCAGGGUUGGAGGCAGACGAUGGAGGAUUCUCACUUGGCUUUGCCUCAUGUGAAGGAAUUGGAGGAGUUGCUAAACGGACGUGAAGUAUCUUUGUAUGGCGUUUUUGAUGGUCAUGGUGGUCCUGCAGUAUCCGAAUGGAUUGCGCGGCACAUGGUACCUGUAUUGGCUCGAGAGUUGAAGGCAACGCAGACUGCUCCACCGGCUGGUUUGCCAUCGCAUUUUGAGAAGGAUAUUAUUUUGUUGAGUGAGAGUCUAUGUAAGACGUUCAUUGAAUUGGAUGAGGAGAUGCAGACAGAGGGGGGUAGUGAGGAGGAGGCUGUACCCGAGUUGCAUGCGCAGGUGUCGACGGAUGCAUGGAAUGGAGGUGCUUCUAGCCGCCCGGCAGUACCGGACACAUGUGGUGCGGCAGUGGUUUUAACUGCCAUUGUGGGCGGGGAGAUGCCUUUCCUGAUUACGGCGAACGCGGGGGAUUCAAGAUGUGUACUUUGUCGUGAUGGUAUUGCCGUUGCGCAAAGCCAUGACCAUAAACCACACCUAUACAAUGAACUGAAUCGUAUAGUACGCGCUGGAGGCUACAUCGAACAUGGGCGCGUUGACGGUAAUCUCAAUCUCUCCCGCACACUCGGAGACCUAUUCUACAAACGGAACAAAACACUCAGACCGGAACAACAGAAAAUCACCGCGUACCCCGAUGUUAUGAUCACCGGCAUUACACCUCAAGACCAAUUCAUUAUCAUCGCAUGCGAUGGUAUCUGGGAUUGUCUUACCAAUCAGCAAGCCUGUGAAUUCGUACUCAGUAGACUAGGAGACAAUCCCACACCUCAACAUCUCUCCGCCAUCUGCGAAGAGAUGUGCGACACCUGCCUCGCCGGCCAUCCAAUGGACUCCGAGGGCGGCAUCGGCUGUGACAAUAUGACUUGUAUCAUAGUGCUUUUGAAUGAUGAGUUCAGAGCCCGAGGCAUCAAGGGCAGCAAUAGCGCCUAUUAUAAGAAGCCCGAAUAG
Gregarina niphandrodes is the source of this 1033-nucleotide messenger RNA. Its product is annotated as protein phosphatase 2C. Lineage: Eukaryota; Apicomplexa; Conoidasida; Eugregarinorida; Gregarinidae. The annotation marks the transcript as partial. Gene Ontology annotation, molecular function: cation binding; protein serine/threonine phosphatase activity. The record is from RefSeq and is a predicted model, not a curated record. The transcript is spliced from 3 exons. Gene Ontology annotation, biological process: protein dephosphorylation.